Microsporum canis CBS 113480 is the source of this 765-nucleotide messenger RNA. Its product is annotated as vacuolar ATP synthase subunit D. Gene Ontology annotation, molecular function: proton-transporting ATPase activity, rotational mechanism. Gene Ontology annotation, cellular component: vacuolar proton-transporting V-type ATPase complex; fungal-type vacuole membrane. The coding region runs from base 1 to 765 and encodes 254 amino acids. The transcript is spliced from 9 exons. Gene Ontology annotation, biological process: vacuolar acidification. Lineage: Eukaryota; Fungi; Ascomycota; Eurotiomycetes; Onygenales; Arthrodermataceae. The record is from RefSeq and is a predicted model, not a curated record.
AUGUCAGGCUCAGCGGAUCGUGAGGCGGUGUUUCCCACCAGACAGUCUUUAGGACUGAUGAAGGGGAAACUGAAGGGAGCUGAACAAGGCCACAGUCUGCUCAAGAGAAAGAGUGAAGCACUGACGAAGCGGUUUCGAGAGAUUACAAGACGAAUCGAUGAAGCCAAACGGAAGAUGGGUCGGGUGAUGCAGAUUGCUGCGUUCUCUCUCGCUGAGGUGACGUAUGCAGUUGGUGGUGAUAUUGGGUUCCAGGUCCAGGAGUCUGCCAAACAAGCCCGCUUCCGAAUCAGGACAAAACAGGAGAAUGUCUCCGGUGUGCUACUUCCACAGUUUGAGAGCUUGACCACCGAGGGAAACAAUGAUUUUGGCUUAACAGGUCUUGGAAAAGGUGGACAGCAAGUUCAACGAUGCCGUGAAACUUAUGCAAGGGCUGUCGAGACACUCGUGGAGCUUGCAAGUCUACAGACAGCUUUCGUGAUUCUGGAUGAAGUCAUCAAGGUGGUGAAUAGACGAGUUAAUGCAAUCGAGCAUGUCAUUAUACCUCGAACUGAGAAUACGAUUAAAUAUAUCAACUCCGAACUUGACGAGUUGGACCGCGAGGAAUUCUACAGACUAAAAAAGGUUUCGAACAAGAAACAGCGGGACACUGCAGCUUUGGAUGCUGAGAUUAAAGCUAAACAACAGAAGCAAGGAAUGAAGAAGACAGAUGAAGGGUCUGGGCCAACGGACCUGCUAGCCGAUGGAGAUGACGAUGUUAUAUUUUAG